Molecule: messenger RNA, 2418 nt
Organism: Coregonus sp. 'balchen'
Lineage: Eukaryota; Metazoa; Chordata; Actinopteri; Salmoniformes; Salmonidae
Source: the annotation of a GenBank genome assembly
GGGCACUCCAAGUCAGGCUCCUCCUCCUUACUGCCACUCUAUCUUUAUCUUCAUCAGUCUGCCAGUGAUGCCCCGACAACACCUAAGUACUCCAAGGAGCACCGCGACAUCUUCUUCCCUGCCUCUCUGCCCACCCCAGUCCUGCUCAGCCACGCUGCCUGCCACCCCCUGUCUGUCCAGGAUAGCCAAACCAAACUCCAGUACGAGCCCCUGGGCAAGGUGCCCAGACCUCCAGCCAGCGGCUCCCACGAGCAUUGUCAGCCCCAGCACAGGAGAGCCCCCCUGCCCAUCCACCUUGCUUCAACUAUGGCCUUCCACCCCCAAACAGGUCAGUUUCCUCCCUCCUCCUUUCUCAGUACAUUUCAUAAAACACAGCAGUAACACUGCCUGUUAAACUGGUCUGUUAAAAAACAUGUUUAAAAUAUGCUACUACAAAGAGGAUAAGGUCAUCAAACAUUUCAUUAAAAUUGUGUGGAUCCUCUUUGGAGAAUAUAUUGUAAUGUGAAUUGAUUUGUAACACUCACAGUAAGUUAGCUACAAACUGGUUUUGUUCACUGUACUCUAUCUGCAGUUGAUGAUACCCUGCUUUGUACCUGCUUCUCUAGGGGAGGAGGACAGAUGAAUGUCAGAGCUGCUCUCUCUCGCUCUUGGUCUGUCACUGUGCAAUUAGAUAGCCUGCCAGCAGGGGGCACACUUGCCCACCCAGAGCUGUGUUGCGUAACUACUGUACAUCAUGACCUGGUUGAAUGUUGACUUUCUGGUUUAGUAAGUCACUUAUGUCUCCCUAGUACAUAGCACAUCUGACACUUACAGAUGGAAGUGUUUGAAAUAAUUAUCUGUCUAACUUGGAACACUGUUCUCCUGAUGAUACAUUGUUUCCGUAUGACACAAUUGUGUCAAGCCUCUUUUUAGUUUACCGUCCUGAUUGUUGAGUACAUUGAAUAUUUAAGGAGGAUAUCAUCCACAUGAGAGUGCACACACACACGAGGUGUGAGGUUAAGGAGAUCAAUGCUCAGCAUCAGGAAGCUCGGCACUGAAAUCUACUAAUGGUUUCCCAGGCAACCUGAAUGAAGAGAUCGGGUAGAGAGAGAGUGGAUUAUUGUAUUUGCUGUCCGUGCUGCCAGCGCUACUGUAUGCUGCAUGCUGAGGCAUUACUCCCUCAUAUAUCCUAUUUUCCUCCAGCUUUCAUUGUGGGGUCUGUUAUGGCAGCCUGGAACAAUAUUUGAAAUCAGUGGCUUUGUUUGUCUGUGUAUAAAAAUGACAUUUAUGUUCCAGUAAGCUCAUGUUAAUGUUGGUCAUUGCAAACAUUCUUGCUAUAGUAUAGUUCACUGCAUACUCAAUCAGUCUCAAAUGGGUUAUUCCGUCAAUCCCAGAAGUAUGAGUGAGAGCCUGCCAUCUUGUCUUUCUUCACUGUGCUGGUGUAUAUGUUUUGAAUGCUGUAUGGAUUGUGACCCAGCCAGGUGAUGUGAUGUGGUUGUGUUUCUCCAGAGGAACGUGAGGAGCCCCCAGAGGGACUGUCCUACAGACAGCAGGAGUCUCAUCUUUGCCAACAAAUGAAGCUGGCCACUGUGUCCCCAGGGCAGGAGGCUGCAGGCUGGCACCAUGACGAGCCUGCUUCCUGUAGUGCCACACAACCCUGCUCAGGUAAGAACAUUUACAACCAGGAAAUACCAAGAGGGAAAGUAAGAAUUCUAAUAAGGGGAGGAUCCAUUUGAGAAGUUGUCAUAAUGUUUCUCUGUCCCACCUCCUCUGUUGUUCAGACCAGCAGCUGUAUGGCAGCAGUGAACAGUCCAAGAUGUCGGACCCUAGUCGUAUCCGCUCGCGCAUCCCCCCCAACAUGCCAAAGCUCUUCAUCCCCUCCACCGUCACCAAGUUCCCCCCGGAGAUCACCGUCACCCCACCUACUCCCACCCUGCUCUCCCCCAAAGGAAGUAUUUCAGAGGAAACCAAGCAGAGACUCAAGGUGCUCUCUCGUUCUCGCUCUCCUCUCUUUCUCUCUCUGUCUCGCCCUCCUAUCCAAUUUGUAAGUCGCUCUGGAUAAGAGCGUCUGCUAAAUGACGUAAAUGUACAUGUAAAUCUAUUUCUCUCGCUCUCUAUCCUGUCUCUCUUUCUCUAUCCUGUCUCUAUCUCUCUAUCCUAUCUCUCUCUCUCUCUCUAGCAUAUCUAUUUAUCUAUCUCUAUCUAUUUCUCUGGCAACUUUCUAUCUUCUCACCCUGUCUGUUACUGAAACUAAACCCUCCUGUUCUCUGCUCCUGUUCCCCUGUGUAGAACGUGAUCCUGUCCUCCCAGUCGGCGGCCACAGUGAAGAAGGAGACGCUGAGCCAGCCAGCCCUGGAGGUGCAGGAGACCUCCAGCCAGGAGUCAUCUCUGGAGAGUGAAUCAGACGAUGGGGAUGAGGAGGAUGAUUACAUGGACAUC